Messenger RNA from Lodderomyces theae, 3174 nucleotides. RefSeq lists its product as uncharacterized. Gene Ontology annotation, biological process: transmembrane transport. The transcript has a single exon. The record is from RefSeq and is a predicted model, not a curated record. Bases 1 to 3174 code for a protein of 1057 amino acids. NCBI's taxonomy places the organism in Eukaryota, Fungi, Ascomycota, Pichiomycetes, Serinales, Debaryomycetaceae.
AUGUAUCGGCCAAACCUACUCCUACUACUACCUCUUACGAUUUUGUACUUCGCAUUUUUCACACAAUUAGCUGUAUCUACAUUCGUUGAUAGUCUGAUUUGUCACACAACCGAUGGCCUAUUCAAUCUACGACCGUUCAUUACUGAUGUUGCCAUGGAUCCCGAUGAGAAGAAGCUAAAGUUUCUUAUCAACUCCCAAGUGAUCAAUUAUUUUGGAAACAAUAGCGACACGAGUCCUGCUUUUACCGACUACAACACAACAACUGGCUUUUACACAAAGUUACAAGUCAAGGUGAGCUAUAUGGGACGCCAAUUUAUGGAUGAGACGACAAACUUUUGCGACUUUGUGGCUGUAAAAGACACCCUUGAAUAUAGAGAAGGACCACGCUUCUCACAAAGUUCUAGCAAUAACCUGAAUUUUGCAGUUUCUAAAGAUGAUGUGUCUGGACUACAUUAUCAAGACACGUUUAGCAACAACUCGUUGAUUGGACAUUUCAACGACACAGAUUUGGGAUCCUCCAAUUUGACGCUAGAUGAAUUGUUUUCAAAUGCCACUGGUGAAUUGGUACAGUGUCCCUUAUACUACAAUGAUUCAAUAUUAUUAUUAUAUGAGGUUGAUAUAAGUCAACAUUUCCAUAGAUUGGGGUCGUACCAGAUCAACUUUAUUGUCCACGACAACAACUAUUCCAGAGAUAUUCUUGCAUGCAGUAAAUCAUACAUCACGUUGAUACAGCCGGAGUUUAUCGAUGCAGUGAUAAACAUUGGGACCUUGACGCUUUUGGUCAUUACCGUCUUUGUCAACGUCUUCACCGUGACAUGUUCCUCGUACCAAGAGUCUACCAACCCCUAUCUUUUCAAAGCAUCCACAAUAUGCAAUGCCAAACUUUUAAAACAAGGAGAUGCAAGUUUGUCAGGAAUCAUAACCUAUCUACAAUAUGCAUUGUUUCUUGGCGGAUUGGACCUACAAUAUCCCGGGUUCUAUCAACCAAUGAUUGGACAGAUUUCUUGGUGUGCAUUGAUAGAUUUCAUCGUCAUCAAAGCCGAUCCAGUUCGUCAUGCUUUGCAAUCGGAUGACGGGGUGUACAUAACUCUUGCAACUGGAGGCUUGUCCAGUUUGACGCAAUACAACUUACGGACACAAGUGGGGGACACAUGGCCCAAUUUCAUGGCAGAUUUAGGAAUGGUCAUGGCGGUAUCGGUUGUUGCUAGACAAGUGUUGGUGUUUAUGAAACGAUACCUUGAUGAAAUAUUGAAACUACACUACCAUAAAUCACUAGUCAAGAAUCCGUCGGCGUUUGUGUUUUUCUCCAAAAAGAACUUGUAUUUGAUAACGGGACAGAUUUUCCAGAUUUGGAUAUCUAUCUUUGGAAUGCCCUUUCUUGUGUUGAGUUUAUUCAUGUUUCUAGCUGCCACAGAUUUGAAUGGCAAACAUCGCCAUUUCUCCAAUUUCCAUGAUUUGAAAGUGGGUGCCCUUUCAUUCACUACAUCGUACGAUCAAUUGCAAAUUCCUCACAAAUUGUUUUCCUUUGGAGAGUCAGUGCCUAGCGCGUGGGGGAAUUACUUGUUCAAUUGGAACGCAACUGCCGGAUACACUGAUGCCGACAGUGAUCGCGUUCAAAUGACUAAUAAGGCCACAGUAUCACCCAAUUGGCAGGACCAAAGUGUGGGUGUACUAGGGCUGUUUGACUCUGGGUCGCUAUUAAACAACAGCACCACUCUGCAGAACAACCAUCACGCCGACAAAUAUUUGGUUAUCCCCAAUGUCACCUUGACAUUUGCAACUAUAUUACUUGCCGUUUGGAUUGGCAUUGUCCUUUUCUUUGUGUUUCAUUAUUUGGUUUCAUUUUAUGGAAAGUUGAAAGUUAAAACGUCGUCCAAUGUGUCAAAAUUGUAUACAAACUUGAAAUCCAUCUUGAUAUGGUCGUUCUUGUACCACAAGUAUAAACCACAACGAGUUAGCUAUGCAAUUUUUGACCUUGCAAUCAUGGUUGUCAAUCUGAUAAUUAUUGGCGUCCUUCAAAAUAGUGGUGUUGCACAAGUGACAUGUUUGAUUGUGACUUCAGUCGCUGAAUUGGUUGUCUUGUUCACUUUGAAGCCAUACUUUGUGCCAGUAGCUCCUUGGUCAACACAUUUCAUCCUCCCUGUGGCUAGAUUCUUGUGCACAGUACUUUGCAUCCCCUUUAUUGGAUCCGUCAAUGCCAGCGAGGCCGUCAAGACCUAUGUUGCUUACAUCCAGUUGAUCAUUCACACCGUCGUGGUUGUUGUAUUCAUCAUCCAAUUGAUAUACUGGUUGAUAAGAACAUGCAUAUCGAUACACAAAACUCGAGUGAAUGUCCAUUCUGUCAUGCUUCAACAGAUCAACACUGUCAACAGUCAUGAUGAAUAUGAACGGCAAUUUGAGUAUACUGCCGUGGUUUCACCAUUCAACCAAUUGAUGCGGCACAUGACUAACGCGUCACAUCGAAACUCGUUACUGUCUCCAUACAGUGGCAACGGCGGCCAUAACGACGACAGUGCGUCAUCAAUCAGCGAAGAGGAAUUCCUUUUCCGUGGUCGUGGAACCAGACUUGCCAAUCACAACAACCCCACAUCGACUGACAUCAUCGACCUUGAGGAUCACCAGUCCAGUGUUGAUACCAACUCCAUCCAGUCUUCAUUUGUCCAACAGAUGCAAGAAUCAGAGUUGCGGAAAUUGAAGAAUGAUUAUCGUGUACGGGAAAUUGAUCAAGUUUAUGAAAAGUAUUUCGUCAAUGAUGCAAUUGAUCCUGAGGUGAAGGAAUUGUGGGAGAGUCGUAAAUUGGCCAAUGGAAUUUUCCAUGAAGCGUAUUGCUCGAGCAGCACUGGCAACAGCUAUACUCAUCGCAACACCAACAAUUUCAAUCACAAUCACAAUCACAAUCACAAUCACAAUCAUAAUAACAACGAACACUUUAGCAAAGAGGGUAAGGUUUCAUCAUUGGCUUUCGGAAUCAAGUUGAGAAACAUGGUUAAUAAACAGCAGCCAAGACCUAUGGAGCCUGCGUUUGUUGUGUCUCGACCUCGACCUUUGAUUGUAAAGACUUUGGAUGAAGUGAAACAAAGACAACAAGUAAAAUCACAAACACAUUCGGAAGUCGACUUGUCAGAGAAGGAAAGCACCGAUCCGUCUAUUGAAGAUCUAACUGGAAAGGAGUAG